UCGUCGCAUCUUGACUGCUUGUCUGCUCUCGUUUCUGGCUCUGCUCGGCUCAGUCUCCGUCAACCUCAGCUCCAACUUGGACCUGCUGCGCGCCACAGAGGCCGCUGUCACCGAGCUGACUUCAUGCAGGACUACUGCUAUUCUCCAACUCAUAGGGGAACUCCAAAACAGGAGAAGUCUAUGCAGAAAGUACAGGAGUAACGAGACACACCAAGAAAAGUGUACAAGUCCACUGACUAGCAUUUUACCAGUGAUUAUUAGACUUUGCACUGAUAUGGAGGGCCACAGAAACAGUCAGGGUCACCCAUGCAGCGAGGAGUUGGUGGAGUUCUCCCAGAAACUUAGGGAAGAUUUGACAGAAUUUCUGAACACAACAUGGGGAGUUGAGGACAACAAUGACAUGUCCGUGUUCUCUUUGACCAUUGUUAGACUCCUGGACAUUUGGGGGGACAUGGAACAGGACAUUAGUCAGGUCAAGCAGUUUUCAGACUGGAAAGAUGUCCUCUCACUGAGACUGAUGGUCACAUUUCUGGAACUCAACCACCAGUUCAGUGAAUUCCCUUCCGUAGGAACCCAAGCUGACUUUCACAAGAAGUGGAUCCAUGCCCUCAGCCGUCUAGCCUUUGCCCAGCUCUUGUCAGAAACGCUAGAGGACUGCUGGGUGGAGAACGUUCACCUAAAGCUCAACCUGACCAACAGCCUCAAAGUCGACCCAUACAUCUUUGACUCCACCCCCUGGCAGAUCCCAGCGGUUGACACGAUGGAAACAGUGGACAUCCUCACAGGCUCUCAGACUGGCAUCCAGGCUCUGAGGGAUACCCAGGCGUGCCUGCUGGCUGGGGCGUUGCCAGCUCUGAAGCUCCGAUCCAGGGUCAUGUUCUCAGGGCUCAGCAUGCGGAUCUCCCUGUUGACAUUGGCCUGCCUGAUCUAUCCGCUGGUGCUGGUGUCCUUCAAGCAGAUGACGGAGUGGAUCCAGAACUAUGCAUGCAGUCUGCAGGAAAGAACCGAGGACCUGAAGCGCCAGAGACAGCUGGCCGAGGACCUCCUGCACCAGAUGCUGCCCAAGACAGUAGCCAAGCAGCUGAGACAGCAGAAGCACGUGGAGGCGGAGAGCUAUGAGAAGGUGACUAUUUUCUUUUCUGAUAUCGUUGGUUUCACCACUAUCUCGGCCUCCUGCACCCCUCUGCAAGUCGUGGAGAUGCUGAACAACCUGUACAUGUGCUUCGACACUCGCAUCGACUCCUAUGAUGUCUACAAGGUGGAAACGAUAGGAGAUGCCUACAUGGUGGUGAGUGGGCUGCCUGAGAGGAAUGGGGACAAGCACGCAGAUGAGAUCGCCAAGAUGUCGCUGGACCUGGUGGCAGCAGUUCGACAGGUGGCAAUCCCCCACAUGCCCAACAAGAGACUGCAGCUUCGCGCAGGCAUACACACAGGUCCAUGUGUGGCAGGUAUUGUCGGCUACAAGAUGCCCAGAUACUGCCUGUUUGGAGAUACUGUCAACACAGCCUCUAGAAUGGAGUCCACCAGCCUGCCUCAGAGGAUCCACGCCAGCUCAGCCGUAUACCUGGCUCUGAUGAAGGACGGUGCCUACGAGCUCCAGCUGAGAGGAGAGAUCGAGGUGAAGGGUAAAGGGAAAAUGAACACAUAUUGGCUGAUCGGACACAAGAACUACAGUGUUCAGAACGACAGUCUUGUGUGCCACUGGAACCCCAAUCUAGCCAGAAAAAAGAAGACAUUGGUGGGGAGCGACAUUUCUAUGGCGAACUCCUGUGUGACAGUGCAGAGCCUCAGUGAGAAUGCUACCACUCCCGUGCCUCAGGGCUCCAAGGCCCAGCAGGGGGCCCUGUGUGUGUCCGUGUCAGCCCAGGUGGAGCACUGUGCCAGCAGCUUCGGCACCCUGGGCUCCAUGAUCGGGGGCCUCCAGGGACUAGAGAGCCCCAGGGAGGGGAAAGCCUGUGGGGGGACGGGAGGAGACAAACCGGACCUGCUGCCUGGAUCUGGAACCAUCCCUCAUAUGUGAUGGAGGGCUGGGAUGGUAGGAUGGACUGGGACAAGAAACUUUUCUAAAACUAUAUUGCUAUGGUUUUUUCCUCUGGCUGUUUGAGUGGAGAUUCAGAUGAUUUUAAUGAUGAUGUAAAUACAGUAUAUUUAGGGAUGUGUGAAAGAACCGCAAUGAAUAAAAGAAAGACUGUUAGUCUGAUAUCUGGUGUGGGUGUGGGUGUGUGUGUGUGUGUUUUUAUAU
Oncorhynchus tshawytscha (Chinook salmon) is the source of this 2242-nucleotide messenger RNA. Its product is annotated as receptor-type guanylate cyclase gcy-28-like. Bases 275 to 2020 code for a protein of 581 amino acids. Lineage: Eukaryota; Metazoa; Chordata; Actinopteri; Salmoniformes; Salmonidae. The transcript has 7 exons. Gene Ontology annotation, biological process: cGMP biosynthetic process; intracellular signal transduction; receptor guanylyl cyclase signaling pathway. Gene Ontology annotation, molecular function: peptide receptor activity; guanylate cyclase activity. The record is from RefSeq and is a predicted model, not a curated record.